This is a messenger RNA of Maudiozyma barnettii, 1575 nucleotides long. It is a transcript of the gene FOB1, whose product is annotated as replication fork barrier binding protein FOB1. NCBI's taxonomy places the organism in Eukaryota, Fungi, Ascomycota, Saccharomycetes, Saccharomycetales, Saccharomycetaceae. Bases 1 to 1575 code for a protein of 524 amino acids. The record is from RefSeq and is a predicted model, not a curated record. The transcript has a single exon. Gene Ontology annotation, molecular function: nucleic acid binding.
AUGACAGAUUCAUCAAAAUCUAAAGAUAAAACAAAAGAUGAUACCAUAGAUAAUUCUCAAGAUGCUGGUAACCCAAAACCAACCGAUGCAGAAACAUUCAGUUUAAAGACAACAAAUAUGGAAACCGAACGUGUUAUCCGUAAUCAAACAGGUGAUAUUGUUAUUGAACCAUUCUCUGCCAAAGGUACGUACAGAGUACCACUCAUGGGUUAUAAAUGUACGAAAUACAUAACGGAAAGAUUAAAUGAGGAAUUAUUGAGAAGAGGUGAAAGAGAAAUUAUGAAUUAUCAAUGUAAUCUUAAUGGUCAUCUAAAUGAAGAGACAUAUGAGUUAAUCAGAACCAAUGAUUUAACCCCAGUUACAAUUGCUGCAUUGAACCCCAAAUUGACUAGAUUGGCAGCCGAACCAAAAUUCAUCUUUUUGAAAAGAAGAUACUAUUUAGAUUACAACGGUUUAAUUCAUGACCAUUUGAGAAAUGAUAGAGUUGUAUGUGAACCUGUGUUUGUCUUUGAUAUGAUUAUGGGAUGCCAUUUCAUGAACGACCAUGGUACGUACAACGGUGUGUUUCAAAGCUUGGCUGAUUUCUAUUCUAAUAUCACAAGGGACCUAGUAAAUAAAGCAAUACAAUACUGUUCAAUUUGUAAUCCUGAGCAAAAAAUUCAGCGACUAGAGAAGUUUAAGCAUAGAAAUAUUUACAAGACCUUAAUGCCAUUGGAAAGGAUUCAUAUUGAACUUGUGGAACCAUUCAAAGAUCAAAAGAUAGAAGGAAAAUAUAGUCAUAUUCUGUAUGCAAGAGAUUACCACUCAAGAUUUGUAUGGGCGUAUCCAGUGAAAGGAUUGAAAUUUAAUAAGAUUGUAUCUGUGAUGAGUGGGUUCUUACUGUCCCUAAUGAGACAACCUAUAUUUAUCGAGACAACCUCUAUCCCUGAGAAUGAUAUGUUUGAUAUCUGUGAAAAGAUUGCUUCUAAGUUUCAAAUGAAAAUUGGUCUAGGGACGAAAAGAAUGAAGGGAUUUCAUUCUGCUGGCGUCAGACAAUUCAAACGUAGAUUGAACUUCCAUGAGGCAGAAUGUUUAAAGGAUUGGAAUAUGUGUUUGAAGUAUGGUGUAAUGGAACAUAAUAGAUCAUUUAGUGAUCGUGCCGGUGCUACACCAAGUGAUAUUAUAUGUAGUGAAAUUCAUGAAAUUGGCCAAAAAUUCAAGGAUAAAGUGGAACAAAUUCUUGAGGAUUCUGAAUCACAGUCUGUGGUCAAAGCAGGUGAGGGUCUUAUUUACAUCGAGGUAUCUGACGAGAAAUUACUGGACAUGGAGGAAAGUGAGGAUGAAGCACCUCAAGAAGAAGAACCGACAGAGAUGGAACAGGACCCUGAGACUUUAACCGGAAUGAUACCUAUCAACACAAUUGAGAAUGAAAACGAAAUAGAGAACGGUGAUACCAAUAUAAGUGGUGACACCACAAUGGUACAAACACCUAUUUUAAGUAACAAACGAACUAGUACACAGAACAGUACCAUCCCAGAGAAGAAACGAUCUAAAAAGAAUGAAAUUAAAUCAGAAGGAGUCUCCAUGGAAAUAUGA